AUGCCCCCAAAACGCGUCCUCAUCGUCGGCGCAGGCGCAGCAGGCAUGUCCACAGCCCACCACCUCUCCCUCUCCUCCAAGUCCUUCCAUAUAACACUAGUCGACUCCGCCUCCUACUGCGGCGGGCAAGCCUUCUCCAUCCCCAGCGAUAAAGCCCGACACGGCGCUGACUGGCUGAAUCAAGGCGUACAAGGCGGGUCGCACAUCUUCCGCCAUACUCUGAGGCUGUUUGAACGGUACGGCAUGCCUGCUACGCCCGUGAACCUCCAGGUCAGCUUUGGCAAAGGAGACACUUUCUGGUCCAACGUAUUCCCUACCCGGCUAGUAGAACGACACGCACGCGAGAUCAGGAGGUUCAAGUGCCUGCUGACCCUGGUCCGAUGGACAGAACUUUUCUGGGCACUCGUCCCGUGCGCGUUGUUCCUCAAGCUCUUCCUCUUCUCGCGAGAGUUUGUAGACUGUAUGAUCCUCCCCUCCCUGGCUCUUUUCCUUGGGACGGGCAACGCUACCCCCUCGGUACCGACGAUCAUCCUCGAACGCCUCUUCACGAGUCCCACGUUCGGGAUGUGGUACCCCGCUGAUGUCAAGUCUCUCAUAAGCAACCUCCCGCCUAUGGUCGUCUUCCCCAAGUUUGCAGACUUUUACGGAGCGUGGGAGGCAGAUCUCCGGUCAAGGGGCGUGGAUAUCAGGUUGAACACGGAGGUGACGCGCAUUGUCAGCCGAUCGAACGAAGGAGUGCGGGUCGCGCUCAAGGCCCGUACUCCGGUCGCAGACAAGCAUAACCCUGCCGGAGGCGACCCCGAUGCUCCGGAGAUCCAAGAAGAGUUCGACGAGCUCGUUCUCUGCACUCUGGCGGACACUAGCAAGUCCCUUCUUGGCAAGACGGCGCGCUGGAUCGAGCGACGCGUCCUCGGCGCUGCCAAAUUCAGCGACGACAUCACCGUCACGCACUGGGAUUCCGCAUACAUGGAGCGACAUUAUACGAACCGAUUCGAUCCCGAGCAGGCCGUGGACGCCCUCUCGGGUACGGACCAGAGCGAGCGUGUAGCGUUCGGGAAGACCCAGUUCAAACCUGCGUAUUAUAUCAAGGAGUACAAGGAUAGGCGCAAGCUCGAGAUGUGCUUCGACUGCAGUAACUACCAGGCGCAGUUCUCGGGGCAGGAGAUCCCGUUCGACAGACAUGUCUUCCAGACGAUAUUCUUGAACAAGAAAGACGAGCAGUCGUGGGACAGAAGCGAGAUCGACAAGAGCAAGAUCAUCCGGGAGGACUGGUGGCAUCAGCUAUGCCAUAGCUGGACACACUACCUGCUUGUCGUUCCUCUCCUCUUCCUCUUGCAAGGACAUAAGCACACAUGGUACGCCGGCUCCUGGACCCUCCUGAACGCACAUGAGGUCGCCGUCCUCUCCGGGUUGGCAGUUGCCUACCGGCUCGGAGCGGGAUAUCCGGAAGAGUACGAAGAGGACAAUUUGGGGUUGGCGUCGUUUAGAGCAUAUUUGGCGCUUGGGCACUGGGUUUGGUACAAGCCUAAGAGGGGAAAGAACAAGCACGAGCUCCGGAGACCGCGGGAUGAGGCGUAG
This is a messenger RNA of Dacryopinax primogenitus, 1578 nucleotides long. RefSeq names its product FAD dependent oxidoreductase. Lineage: Eukaryota; Fungi; Basidiomycota; Dacrymycetes; Dacrymycetales; Dacrymycetaceae. The record is from RefSeq and is a predicted model, not a curated record. Gene Ontology annotation, molecular function: oxidoreductase activity. The transcript has 2 exons. Bases 1 to 1578 code for a protein of 525 amino acids.